GUGCAGAAGGAUGCGGCAGAGUAUUUACAACAGCUCUUGCAGGCACAGCAGUUGCACUCAGUACAAUGGGAUGAUUGCAACUUCGAGCUCAAGGCGAUCUCCCCAUUCCAAUGCCGCUACCUCCUCAGGCUGGAUCAGACCACAAAACUCACUACACCGGUACGAUUCGACAGGCAAACCCACAGCGGACACUAUCGUGCGCUCCUCAAAGUGAAUGACCAUUGGAUGUACACAGAUGAUUCA
Molecule: messenger RNA, 243 nt
Organism: Symbiodinium necroappetens
Lineage: Eukaryota; Dinophyceae; Suessiales; Symbiodiniaceae
Source: the annotation of a GenBank genome assembly